AACACGCGUGUUGUUUAUAUUUUUGUUAUGAAUGGGAUAAUUGGAUUAGGUGUUCGGUGUCCCGUUUUCCUCUGCUUUCAAUCCAUUCGACGGCCAUCGUUCACGGUCGGUUAUGUCCGGAAGUCCUGAUGGUCGCAGUGGCCGUUCGUACAACUGCCGCGGCCAGUAGAGUUCGAGACGUUCGGUUGGAUAGUGUUCGAUGUACGUAGAAAAAAGUGUGCGGCGGGACGUGCGAAAAAUGAUUUCCAAUUAAUGCACCCUUGUGCGUUGCGUAACAAGUUUUGCGUAAAAUCCAACAUUGCACAUGAGCGUUGCAGUGGUUUGCUUUCGACUGCAUUGUGAUUCCUGUUUGGUGACCGAGCGGCUUAACUCAAAUCCGUCAGAUGAUCAACGAAGCGUGUGUGGUUGCAGUCGUUUCAAGUGCUGGAUAUUCCCGAAAGGGCCUCGCUCUAGAACUUGCUUUCGAUCGAUACCGAGGUAGCCAACGAAACAGUGCAAAAAGGGUAGACCGCCUCGAAGCGGAGCUUUAAUUGAAUAAUCGAGUUCGGGCUGGCCGGGCAUCUGCAGUGGAAGUUAUCGGAGGAGCGCAAAUAUGGACGCCAAAAGUGAGCCCGUGGAGGAAGAGAACGAGAAAAUCGCGUCUGAAGAACCAUUCGACCUUGACGAGCUACUACCGGCAAUAGGCGAAUUCGGACGGUACCAAAAACUAUUGCUCUGGCUGAUAUGUCUUCCGGCCUGCAUUCCGUGCGGGUUCUGUGCCUUCAAUCAGCUGUUUAUGACAGACGUUCCCGGUGACUAUUGGUGCCGUAUACCGGAGCUGCAGAAUUUCAGCGCAGAGGAGCGAAGGCAGUACGGCAUUCCAGUGGUUGAGCGCGAUGGUAUCGAGGAGUUCAGUAAAUGCAGCCGUUAUGCAGUGAAUUGGAACGAUCUUAUAAAUAGUACAGACAUGGAGUUGGUUAUUCCAAACAGUUCGUGGCCAGUGGAAAAUUGUCGCGAUGGCUGGGAAUACAACACCACCGAGGUGAAAUCAUCGAUUGUGAUUGAUUUCGAUUUGGUGUGCGAGUACGACAUCUAUCCCACGCUAGGACUAGUGGCACUGAACACGGGCGGCCCGGUUGGGGUGUACCUGUUCGGAAUGCUGAACGAUCGCGCCGGUCGUAGGACAUCGUACUUUUCAUGUCUGGCAACACUACUGCUGGGCAGUUUCAUUACGGCCGCUAGCACUGAUUUUGGCAUGUGGGCUUUCAGCCGUGUUAUCGUGGGCCUCACAAUCCCCGCCGUAUACCAAAUCCCGUUCAUUAUUGCGCUGGAACUGGUCGGGCCGAACUAUCGGUCGUUCGUUACCGUUAUGACGUGUACCUUCUACACCUUCGGGCUGAUGAUGCUGGCGGGGGUGACCUAUCUGAUCCGAGAUUGGGUUGAACUGACCCUGUACACUUCGGUGCCGUUUCUGUUGUAUUUUCUGUACUUGAUUAUAAUGCCCGAAUCGCCGAGGUGGCUUCUGAUGAAGGGUCGGCUGGAGGAGGCACUGAAAAUUCUCGAACAGAUGGCGAAGGUGAAUGGGAAGCAGUUUCCGGCUGCGUUUAAAAAUAAACUGCAACAGAGGAUGUUGGCGGAGAAAAGUAGAACCGUGAAGAGGGAGGAAGUAUCGAUCGGUGCGUUCGACCUAUGUCGAACGCCCAAUAUGAGACUGAAAACUAUUCUAAUCACGCUGAACUGGUUUGUGAACGAGACGGUUUAUCUAGGGUUAAGUUAUUACGGACCGUCGCUGGGGGAGAAUCAGUAUCUGAGCUUUUUCCUCUCGUCGUUGGUGGAAAUUCCUAGCUACGUGAUAUGCUGGAUCGCUAUGGACCGAUGGGGCAGGCGGUGGCCGAUGUGUAUGCUGAUGAUCUUGGGAGGGAUUAGUUGCGUAGCAACCGUUGUUCUGCCGGAGGACGCAGUCACGGAGACGUUGAUACUUUACCUGUUGUCGAAGGCAGCACUGUCAGCUUCAUUUCUCAUUAUUUAUCCCUUUGCUGGGGAGCUGUAUCCCACACAGGUGCGUGGAGUCGGAAUCGGAACCUCCAGUUAUAUUGGAGGACUAGGUCUGAUUGUGAUACCAUUUAUUACUUAUUUGGGAAAAGAAAACCUAAUUCUACCGCUAGUUAUUAUGGGUUGCAUAUCGGUGGCUGGUGGAUUCACGGGACUGCGUCUACCGGAAACUCUUCACCAUCGGCUGCCCCAGACGUUGGAAGACGGCGAACUGUUCGGUAAAGAUUGGACCAUCGACGAUUGCUUUCGAUGUGUUCCGGCAAGGAAGUCGCCGGCCACUUCGUACGAGAGUCUGGACCACCAGCCACCCGACAGCGGGUUGGAGCUCAACGCCGGAAUACCGAUCACGAUUAGUUUGCACGAACCGGAUGCUUCCAACGAAAAAACUCCUCUGGAAGUUUCACGCAUGCGACGGCAGACUAUGAAACGGAUUGCCCGUCAGGCCAGCACUAUGGAUACACAGAAAACGGCAGACGGGGCGAUGCAGUUGACCUAUUGGUUCUAACAGAAGGUUUUUCUUCACCAAAAGAAAGGUUCUAAAACACAGUUUAACAGUAAAGAAAUACGUAUAUGUAUAUUUCGGUUUCUCUGAUUUCCAUAUGCUCAUAAUGUGCUUUGACAACAUUUAUGUUUUUUAAAAUUAAAGGUUCUUCAUGUACUUUAAUAUAUCUUAUUUGAGAAUUUUCACGAUUGUAAUUUGUCAUGUUCCUUAAAUUCACGCUUGGGAUGCUUUAAGUACUAACGAGUUGUAACGUAUUCUAAUUUGUCUAGAGUUCUUGUUGGGGGGAAGGAUCUCUAGCGUCUGCGCAUUCAAUGUUUUACCUAUCUAUCGAACACGGAUUUUUUGGAUGAUAAACUAUACAAAAAAAUAAAACUUAUCAAUUACAUCAUAUGUAACAUAGUUUGUUCGUAUUCAUUGAAGCGAUCUCCGCUCGGGAUCUAACCGCUAUCGCGACUCGGUUUAACAUUUAUUGUUUGUGUAGGCAUUUUUAGGAUAUGUUUGUCAGAUAGUUUAAGUACUCAUACAUUCACUAGGGUAUAGGAUAAGUUCGCUUUCGUAAGGAUGGAUCGGGUGUCAGGAGAACGAACAACAGGGGGUUCAACAGAAAAUCAGCGGUAUCUAAAACAAAAAUAAACUCUCUCAUCUCUUGCUUUGUACUGAUGCGUCCAGUUACUUUUUACAGGAUAGGUUUUUUGUCAACCUAGUCAUUCUAGUACACAAUGAAUUUAAAAUGUAAAAUUAUUCCGUCACGCGAUGCUCUGUGCUGGGAAGUAAAAGCGAACUUUCUAUCUCAUAAUCGGUAUAUUGCAAAUUUUCCAUUUCUUUUUAAAACCGUUAUUGAAAUGCGCCGAAAGAUUGCAUAGAAAGUGUCAAAUAAAAUUUAAAGAUUAAGUCUUUUUUUUCGAAAGAUGGGACGGAGAUCGAUUUGUUUCUUUUUGGUUUAUCCUUUCCUUUUUUUGUGUUUACAUCGAAACAUACUCAGUGUUUAGAUUUGUUAAGAAAUAUUCGGAAAACUUCCCGUUUUAAAGGUGUCUUUUUUCACAAUAUUCAACGGCAAGCAGCAUGGUUCCACAUCUUCCCGAACGAUGGAGCCUGAUCUGCUUGCACUUUAGUUUAUAGUAUGUAAUUUGCUGUUUGUUAUCAUAAAUUCGAUUGGCAAUUCUGUGAUAGAGAAAAAUCUAAUUUCGUUAGAAAUAUUGUAAGUAAGAAACUGGAGUUGUUUUAUCAAUUUUAGUAGAGAAAUGUUAUCACAAAUUUACAUACGAACAAAUUUG
This is a messenger RNA of Sabethes cyaneus, 3807 nucleotides long. RefSeq names its product carcinine transporter. Gene Ontology annotation, molecular function: transmembrane transporter activity. Lineage: Eukaryota; Metazoa; Arthropoda; Insecta; Diptera; Culicidae. The coding region runs from base 593 to 2536 and encodes 647 amino acids. Gene Ontology annotation, biological process: transmembrane transport. The transcript has 6 exons. The record is from RefSeq and is a predicted model, not a curated record. Gene Ontology annotation, cellular component: membrane.